AAUGUCUGAAUCAAAUUAUUAUUAGAAAUUUGGAAUAAAUCAAUCAGUUUAUAAUAGUGAGUCACCCAAACAAUUGACUCCUAUUCUGAAAAUUAGACAUUCAUUAUCAGAUGGUGAUAUUGAUACUAGAAAAGAUAGCUAUGGCAAUUAUAUUAAGCAUGGUUAAAAAAAGCAUCGAAUUUAAUUUAGAGAGAAGAACGAAGUAUUUAUAGGUAUUAGAUGAAUUGAUUUCAAUAGUCGAAAAUUGGAAAUAAUACAACACUGAUAUGGCAACUCAAGAAUCUCCUUGUCUUUGUACAAUUUUGUGA
Paramecium pentaurelia is the source of this 308-nucleotide messenger RNA. The record is from the annotation of a GenBank genome assembly. NCBI's taxonomy places the organism in Eukaryota, Ciliophora, Oligohymenophorea, Peniculida, Parameciidae.